AUGGCGCUGCAAUCCAAUGUGGAAGACUGUGUAAUGAGCCAUUGUACAAUACCGGAAGCACUGGUCACCAAAAAUGUCACACAAACGACCUGUGGAGCAGCACCAAGGGAGGCGAGAGUCGACUACCUAGAAAUGUCUGUAAUAUUAAUGGUUUUCGCCACCAUUUCGGUAUGGAGCCGAUUGAUAUACAAAUUCUUCUAUACUACCACUGGUCUGCGCGCCGACGACUGGUUUAUACUCGCCACAUGGGUUGCCUGUAUUCCCUCGGCCGUGGUCAACCAUGUCUUUCUCAUGGCCAACGGCCUGGGCCGGGAUAUAUGGACUCUAGCUCCAGACACCUUGACACGUUUUGCCAUUGGGUUCUGGCUCAUGGAGCUCCUCUACUUUUUUGAGUCCUUUAUGCUCAAGCUAUCCAUGAUUGCAUUCUACCUGACCAUCUUUCCGGGGAGAAAUGUGCGACGCAUACUGCUCCUGACGGGACUGUUUGACCUCCUCUAUGGCAUCACCUUUGUCCUGGUCCCAUUUGGUCAAUGCGUACCGCUUUCUCACUUUUGGAAUCAAUUCCAAGGCAGCCAAGGAACGUGCAUCGAUUUCAAUGCCUUGGCCUGGGCAAACGGGUCCAUAAGCAUCGCCAUCGAUCUCUGGCUCAUCACUAUACCAAUCUACCAGCUCCGGAAGCUACAGCUGAGCAAAUGGAAGAAGAUAGGAGUCGGCGCCAUGUUUGUUGUCGGAUCAUUUGUAACCGUCAUUAGUGUCAUUCGACUGGUAUUUCUCGUGCUCAUGAAGGGCUCCAUCAACUUGACGUGGGACUACUUUAACGUCUGUUUCUGGUCGACGCUCGAGAUCAUGAUUGGCAUCAUGUGCACGUGCAUGCCGACUUUGCGCCUGAUACUGGUCCGAGUCACGCGCCGGGUCAGCAGUACGAUCAAGGAUAACUCGUACUACAUGAGCCGAAGAAAGUCAUAUGCUACCAAGGAGUCGUCGACCGAGAUGAGUGCGACUGUGGUAGAGUCGAAAAGGGAUAAUGAGGAAGGAUUGAGUAUCCAUGGCUCAGAUAAAGAUUUGACCAGGGGAACGAUAUAG
Molecule: messenger RNA, 1083 nt
Organism: Pestalotiopsis fici W106-1
Lineage: Eukaryota; Fungi; Ascomycota; Sordariomycetes; Amphisphaeriales; Sporocadaceae
Exons: 3
Coding region: 1-1083 (360 amino acids)
Source: RefSeq, a predicted model, not a curated record